AUCCAGACAAACACAGCAGAGCGCACACAAUAAAUACAUCCACCCCCAAAUGCAAAUACAUCAGAAGAGAUUCCUUCCCCAGGGCUCAGAGCUGAGCAGGCUCAGACAGGAGAGCAAGACGAUAUGAGGCUGUUUGUCUUGCUAUCUGUGCUUUACAGUGGAGUAAGCAGUAGCAUUGUGCUGCAGAAAAUGUAUGGGAGGAUCACAUCCCCCAACUUCCCAAAUGUCUACCCAAAUCACAAGGAGAGGAUCUGGAAUAUUACUGUCCCCAAGGGAUAUUCUGUCCGUAUCUACUUCACCCAUUUCAAUCUGGAGCUGUCCUACCUGUGUGAAUACGAUUAUGUGAAGCUGAGCUCUGGUGGGAGGACCUUGGCUACGCUGUGUGGAAAGGAUAGUACGGACACGGAGGAGGCUCCGGGCAACAAGACAUACGUCUCCGUUGACAACAACCUCAUGGUAGUGUUUCGGUCUGAUUACUCCAAUGAGAAACUAUUCACAGGCUUUGAGGCCUUUUAUGCUGCUGAAGAUAUUGAUGAGUGCAAACAGCUGUUUGACGGUGAACCCCUCUGCAAUCAUCACUGUCACAACUAUGUGGGGGGCUACUAUUGCAGCUGUCGGACUGACUACACACUGCAUGAAAACAAGAGGACAUGCACAGGUGAGUUCUUGCUAGACCAGGAGAUACUUCCCUACCUACAACAUCUGCUUAAAUCCAGUCUUGAUACUAGCAUUGAGGUGAAAGCUGUGGGUUUUCCAUCGUUGUUUUCAGUAUUCCCUACGUGCCUGGUACAGCUGGAAGAAGGUACCGGGGGUUAGUCAGGGCUGUGAGCAGACUGUGCUCUACACAAACCAGGGUUUGCAGAGGGGCUGUGGGCUAAUUGCUGCUGUUAGGGACAGCAGUACUGUGUGCAGUAAAGUGGUACGUUGCCAGUUGGUUUUGGUUACUUCUUAGGCACAGCACGCACCUGGGUUCAGCUUUAGACGGGCUGCACAGAGAAGCAAGAAACUGGGCUUGAACUUCCACAGACACUUCCAGUCUUCAUGGCUGCCAGUGCAGCCAGCCUUGCAAAACUGUAUCUUGCUUCCAGGGUACUGAGAUACAGGGUAUUCCGGACCCAAGUUAGUAGGUACAUUGGAAAAACUAACAAUAGAGUGUGAAGUCUCACGGAGAAACAGUUUGCUUACCGUCCCUAGAAGGACACAGGCCAAGAAGCAGCAUGGUCCACAUAUUGCUGACACCAGAUACAGUGAUCCACUCGUUACAUGGGAGACAAGGCCAGGCACAGAUCUUUUGUUCAGAAGGGCAUACAGCGUGAGGUUUACCUAGUUGGCUUCUGCUCAGCUCUGCUUCUCACUUCACAGCUAGGGAAAGCUUAUUUCAGGCAGCAAAGCGUCUGUCUGAAUCAGCACACUGAUCAGCACCUCAGGAUUCGCUUUGGAGUGAAACAUGUGCCCACACGUGGUGUCAGAUUCAUCCUUGGUGGGUGCAACUUUGCCCACCUGGAGCUGAAUCCUGUCUGAAAAAAAACAGCACACACACUGCUCACUAAGUGUUUUGUCAUAGGUGGGAAGAUAGUUGGUUUGAUCUCCCUGGUGCUGAAAUGCAGGAUUGGAUCUAACUUACCGUGCUUAAGGCUGCCUUGGCAUUUAGCUUCCCAACUCCAUUCUGUUAAAAACUCUCUCCAGCCACGGCUGCCUGGGUCUAAUUCAGGAUUCCUCAUAUCUCCAGUGUAUUGGAACAGACCUAUUCUUUCAGCCUCCCCUUCCAAAAGCAAUGGCUUUUAGCACGAGCAUAUGGAUUUACUUAUGCUAUAAAGCUUGUCCCUGGUCUUAAUGUGAAGGUGCAAAAUGAAUAGCUGUGCAGACUAGCAGCUUUGCAUUGACCAUUCAUGUGUGCACAGUUAUGCUCCCCUCCUUGAACAUAACUCUAGCAGAGGGAGCUUAUCAGCAAUAUUGAAGGGCUGGGCUACCCUGAUGGCUGGAGAUGUGGGCACUGGGGAUUACUGUGGUGCAGCUGUUCACAUUUCAGAGGCCUUUAGAUUCAGGCACUGAAGAUGCUCCAGCCACUGGGCUGGGCUGCAAAGCAAAGGUCUCUGCAGGUCGCCUCCAUGAGAUGAGGGCAAAAGCUGCCCCUUUGAUUUUUGUGCUUCUGUCUGAGCAGGCUGAUACUGACAGGCUCUUUUUUUCUCUAUUUUCCAGCGUGAGAUAAUUAAGCUUCUCCUCGCUUAGGCAGAGAUGGAGACAGAUGUGCUGGGAAGAGCUGGUUUGCCCUCCCUCCUGACCUGCCUGUUGCAGUCCACCCAAGGGCUGCAGGCUUUUCUUGCUUGGUGACUUGUAUGUCUUGGUUCCUUGCCUUUCAGAUCUGCCUCCUGCAGACAAUAAAGAGGCUGUUCCUUGUUGAAAGCUGA
This is a messenger RNA of Falco peregrinus (peregrine falcon), 2408 nucleotides long. RefSeq names its product MBL associated serine protease 2. Bases 124 to 816 code for a protein of 230 amino acids. Lineage: Eukaryota; Metazoa; Chordata; Aves; Falconiformes; Falconidae. The record is from RefSeq and is a predicted model, not a curated record. Gene Ontology annotation, molecular function: calcium ion binding; serine-type endopeptidase activity. The transcript is spliced from 4 exons.